AGAUCAAAAUUUUAGGUGGCGCUGAUAUCGAAAGCGGCCAAGUUCGUCUGGGUUUCGUUUGAUUGACGAAGAUUGUAACGUCAUUUUAGAAAAUACAAAUAACGUAUUUAGAGAAGUUGUUUGACGUAAGGUAUCGACAUGGAUAAGAAAGUGAAAAUUGAUCAAGCCUGUCAGUCAGGAGAAGAAUUUGCAAAAAAGUUUUAUGAAACUUUUGACAAAAGAAGACACGUUGUAUCAAAGUUAUAUUUAGAUGCAGCAAAUGUCACUUGGAAUGGCAAUUCUGUUUCGGGAAAAGAAAAUAUUGGAAAAUUUUUCGAAUCGCUUCCUCCGAGUGAAAGUACAGUUACUUGUAUUGAUGCUCAACCUAUCAAUGAUCAGUUCGUUCAAGGUCAAACAACCGUUUUAAUUACGGCAGCCGGCACCAUGAAUUUCAGCGGAAGAUCUCCUUAUCUUUUUUCGGAAUCGCUACUGAUUACCGCCCAACAGGGCGAGGAGGGCCACGUGUGGAAAGUAGUUUCCGACUGCUUUAGAUUUCACGAACCACUCUGAUGUUAAUGCAAACUGAAUUUUUUUCUGUAAAUACUGUUUUUAAAUGAUGUUUUAAAUAAAAAUGCUUGUUAUAAUUCACGUUGUCCUUACU
Messenger RNA from Centruroides sculpturatus (bark scorpion), 640 nucleotides. RefSeq names its product NTF2-related export protein 2-like (gene Nxt1). The transcript has 4 exons. Lineage: Eukaryota; Metazoa; Arthropoda; Arachnida; Scorpiones; Buthidae. Gene Ontology annotation, biological process: protein import into nucleus. Gene Ontology annotation, cellular component: nuclear pore central transport channel. Bases 139 to 549 code for a protein of 136 amino acids. The record is from RefSeq and is a predicted model, not a curated record.